GACGCGAAAGGCAGGCUGGGAAUUGUAGUUUGGUAGUGCGCGAGGGGGGCUAGAGGCUGGCGGUAGGAGGGACUCGUUGUCCCAGCGUGCCCUGCGCCUCAGCCCGCGCGCUCGCAGUUUCUCGCUCUCGCCCGCCCUCCGCUCCCUAGCUUGCUCGCGCUUUUGCUCGCGCUCUCCUCGCGGAUCGAAGGGACUGUGGCUACAGCCUGUGGCUGGGAAGGGCGACAGAGGCGGCGGUUCAGGAGAAACGAAGCUGCAGGGGUGGUGGUGGUGGGAAGAUGUCGGGCGAGGACGAGCAGCAGGAGCAAACUAUCGCCGAGGACCUGGUCGUGACCAAGUAUAAGAUGGGGGGCGAUAUUGCCAACCGGGUACUUCGGUCUUUGGUGGAAGCAUCCUGUUCAGGUGUGUCGGUACUGAGCCUGUGUGAGAAAGGUGAUGCCAUGAUAAUGGAAGAGACAGGGAAGAUUUUCAAAAAAGAAAAAGAAAUGAAGAAAGGUAUUGCCUUUCCCACCAGCAUUUCAGUAAAUAACUGUGUAUGUCACUUCUCCCCUUUGAAGAGCGACCAGGACUAUAUUCUCAAGGAAGGUGACUUGGUAAAAAUCGACCUUGGGGUCCAUGUGGAUGGCUUCAUCGCUAAUGUGGCUCACACUUUUGUGGUUGAUGUAGCUCUGGGGACCCAAGUAACAGGGCGGAAAGCAGAUGUCAUUAAGGCAGCUCACCUUUGUGCUGAAGCUGCCCUACGCCUGGUCAAACCUGGAAACCAGAACACACAAGUGACAGAAGCCUGGAACAAAGUUGCCCACUCAUUUAAUUGCACACCAAUAGAAGGUAUGCUGUCACACCAAUUGAAGCAGCAUGUCAUCGAUGGAGAGAAAACCAUUAUCCAGAAUCCCACAGACCAGCAGAAGAAGGACCAUGAGAAAGUUGAAUUUGAGGUACAUGAAGUAUAUGCUGUGGAUGUUCUCGUCAGCUCAGGAGAGGGCAAGGCCAAGGAUGCAGGACAGAGAACCACCAUUUACAAAAGAGACCCUUCUAAGCAGUAUGGCCUGAAAAUGAAAACUUCUCGUGCCUUCUUCAGUGAGGUUGAAAGGCGUUUUGAUGCCAUGCCUUUUACUUUAAGAGCAUUUGAAGAUGAGAAGAAGGCCCGCAUGGGUGUGGUGGAGUGCGCCAAACACGAACUGCUACAACCAUUUAAUGUUCUCUAUGAGAAGGAGGGUGAAUUUGUUGCCCAGUUUAAAUUUACAGUUUUGCUUAUGCCCAAUGGCCCCAUGCGGAUAACCAGUGGUCCCUUUGAGCCUGACCUUUAUAAGUCUGAGAUGGAGGUCCAGGAUGCAGAGCUCAAGGCCCUCCUCCAGAGUUCGGCAAGUCGGAAAACCCAGAAAAAGAAAAAAAAGAAGGCCUCUAAGACUGCAGAGAAUGCCACCAGUGGGGAAACUUUAGAAGAAAAUGAAGCUGGGGACUGAGAAAGACCUGGAACCAGAGGAGCAGACUGAUUGAAGAGACAAAACUCCUGGCUUUCUGAAGCUGUGGACUUGGAUGAAUUGCUAGGGGUUUGGAGAGAAAGUUGACGAAUUUCAGUACCUCUGGCAUGCUGUCCCAGGGAACUAGGGCUCCCGCUAACUUACAAGGUUUUUAAACACAUUGAAAAUGACAUGGCGUUAAAAUAAAUUUGGAUUUGCUCAUAA
Messenger RNA from Lagenorhynchus albirostris (white-beaked dolphin), 1685 nucleotides. It is a transcript of the gene PA2G4, whose product is annotated as proliferation-associated 2G4. The transcript has 14 exons. Bases 279 to 1463 code for a protein of 394 amino acids. Lineage: Eukaryota; Metazoa; Chordata; Mammalia; Artiodactyla; Delphinidae. The record is from RefSeq and is a predicted model, not a curated record.